This is a messenger RNA of Malaya genurostris, 2779 nucleotides long. RefSeq names its product 5' exonuclease Apollo-like. The coding region runs from base 217 to 2502 and encodes 761 amino acids. The transcript is spliced from 4 exons. Gene Ontology annotation, molecular function: 5'-3' DNA exonuclease activity; damaged DNA binding. Gene Ontology annotation, biological process: interstrand cross-link repair; protection from non-homologous end joining at telomere; double-strand break repair via nonhomologous end joining. The record is from RefSeq and is a predicted model, not a curated record. Lineage: Eukaryota; Metazoa; Arthropoda; Insecta; Diptera; Culicidae.
CUCUCAAAACAGUUUCCGGAGGGAUCAAAUUUUUUAUCUGCAUCUAUUUGUUGCCGCCACUCUGAUUCAUGUUUAAUCAUGAACUUCGAAAAAAUGUACCCAAUGUUGUGGUUGAUCAUAACGUCAUAAGUAACUGCUUAAAAUUACAAUAAACUUUAGUUAUUAUUGGCAUGUUUUGUCGUGGUAGUUUGAUUUCCUUGAUCAAAAUAUUCCAGAAUGACAGAAUCUUCAUAUCCUGGAACGAGCGGUUGUCGUGCUAGCAGGCUUUCGUUGUCUCAAAAAUUUUGCAAUUCUGCUUCGAAACUCGAUUCAUGUAAGCCGCAAAUGCCGACGCCUAGCUUCUCAACUCAUGCAGAUAAUGAUUUGAUGCAAAUUCUAAGUCAAGAUCCGUUCAAAUUGACCGAUCGAACACUUGCGGAAGAAGACGACUUGAUCUCCCUGGCACCGGAUGCACUAACUGUUUCAUCGAAGGAUAGAGACGAUAUUCAAAAUCAGGGUAAUGUUCCAUCGCCGAUGUCGAUUGUGUCUGUUAGCAGCACAAGUGAUCGGGAAGUUAGUCCUACGCCAAAGAAGUGCACUAUUGUAGAAUUUUUUACCCCGCUGAAAUGUCGACGAAAUUCUAUGAGUACGGGGGUGGAUGUGAGCUCGCUGCAAAGUAAGAAUUCAAUACGAAAGACCUCGUCACGCAAAACGCUGCCAAAGACUCCAAAUAAGACUAGAAAAGCGCGAAAACGAAUCUGCAAUAGUACAAAUAUUAAAAUGCUCAGUAAUAAGUACUUCGAUGAAUCACAGAAGAGAAUUACUGAUAUUUUUGUUAAAAUCGAUGAGAAAAAAGAUCGAAUUGGUUAUCAUCAAGUACUCGAAAAGUCGGCCAUGCCAGCUAUCAACACUGGGGAUGAGUAUAUCGAAGGUCUGUUGGAAGUUAACUUAAGUGAAGAGUCCAGUCCGUUACGGCCCAGUCAAUUGAAAGGACCUACAAUGUGUGCAAUAACGGAUGAUCCUGAAAGCAUCAUGGAUCGAAUACAUAAGAUAGAAAGUGCGUGCUAUGAUAAAGAGAAAGAAGACUGGAAGAUGGAAGUAAUUAAUGUAGCGGUUGGUUUGGUACAAGAUCCCGACGAAGACUCUGGUAUUUCGAAUGAUGGACCUUCAACAACGGAAUGUGACACUGCUAAGCAGAAAAGGAAACCUGCUGUGCCGAUACGAAACCCUUUCGCGACGAAGAAUGUAUCAGCGCCAGCGAAGUCUGCUAACAGGAAGCAACGUAAGAUAAUUUGUCCGAAGUACAAAAUCAUUGCUGGCACAACCUUUGCAGUCGAUGGUUUCCGCUACGGGGAUAUCGAAGGGGUUACUCAUUAUUUUCUUACACAUUUCCAUGCCGAUCAUUACAUCGGUCUGAAACGAAGCUUCUCUAAACCGUUGAUCAUGUCGCCCAUCACAGCUCGAUUGGUGAAAGCUUUUAUCAAUGUCAGUGAAGAGUAUUACAUGAUAUUGAAUUUACACGAACCGUGCACAAUCGAUGGUGUUAAAAUCACAGCAUUAGAUGCCAACCAUUGUCCAGGCGCAAUUAUGUUGUUGUUUCAGUUACCAAGUGGGACCAACAUACUGCACACAGGAGAUUUCAGAGCCUCUCCGGAUAUGGAGGAGUAUCCUGAGUUUUGGAACAUGGACAUUGACAUUAUAUAUCUGGACACUACGUAUUUGUCAACAAAAUACGCAUUCAAAUCGCAGUAUGAAAGCGUUGAAGAAGCCUGUAAAAUAGUAAAAACGUUUCUGGAUCGUCAUAUUGGGAACAAAGUUCUCGUUGCUUGUGGAAGUUACGUGAUUGGAAAAGAGAAAGUAUGGGCUGAACUAGCAGCUCAGUUCAAUUUCAAAGUUUGGACGGAACCAAAUAGACGAAAGGCUUUAAACGCUAUAGGAGAUUCUUCUCAUCAACAGAAACUAGUCGAUGAUCCCAGUGUAGCCCAAAUUCAUGUACUUUCACUGAAUAAGCUAACUUAUGAUCAAUUAAUCGAGCAUGUGGAUCAAUACCCGGAUUGUUUCGACAAUGUGAUUGCUAUUCGUCCGAGUGGAUGGGAGAAAAAUAGUCGGCCACAGUACCGUGGACGGAUCAACAUCGUCGGUGUUGAAUAUUCGGAGCAUUCUAGUUAUAACGAGUUGAGACGGUUCGUGCGAUUUCUACGACCGAAGGAAGUUAUCAGCACCGUACCAUAUGGCCACAGCAAUCAAAGUCGUACUCCUCAAGUGCCCAUUAGUUGGUACUCUACAGAAAUAAGACCGGAAAAACAAACACAACAACUUCCGAUAACGUCGUUUGUCAAAGUGAUAGCGAAAAAGACUGCAGAAAAAACUAAGAUGCCAGAUGUUACGAAGAAUCAGAAUAACGCGAUACGAACAACCAACGCGAGCUCAAAACUAAAGCAGAUGAAGCCUUGUGAUGCAAAACCCUCUCCAAAACAGAAACAAGAUGAUGAUGACGAUGACGACUCGGAUUGGAUGUUAUAGGUGAUACCUCCGGAAUGUUUUAAUAUUGUCACUUGACGUGCAUGUGACUGGCACCAGCAAUGGUUGUACGUCAGUGAGAGUCCAGUUUUAGUGUACUGUAUUUACUGACGCCAUAGGUGAUUGUGAUUUUGAUAAAAAAAAUCCGACAUGGAAACUAGUGAGAAUUGUUAUAAUUUAAUUUAAUAUUUAAUAGUUACCUUUUUAUAACAGAAAAAUUUAUGAAAGUGUUUAUAAAAUAAACAAAAUGUUUUGAAAAGUACAAAGAUGUCCAAAUAAA